GCGGCAGGAGCGGCCCUAGGGCAGGAUGGCAGUGAACCGGAGCCACACCGAGAACCGUCGCUGGGCCCUCAUCCCCUUCGGCGAAAGUGUCUUGAAGCAGAGUCAGGAUGUGGACCUCUCCUUCCUACAGCAACCAGUGGGAUAUGAUCUCUUUAAUGGUACAAAAAGAGGAACAUUGUUUCUCACUUCAUACCGGGUGAUCUUCGUGACUUCACACUUAGUCAGUGACCCCAUGCUUUCUUUUAUGAUGCCAUUUGGUCUGAUGAGUAAUUGCACCAUUCAACAACCAAUCUUUGCCCCCAACUACAUUAAAGGAACCAUUCAGGCAGCUCCGGAUGGUGGCUGGGAAGGACAGGCUAUUUUUAAAUUAUCCUUCAGAAAAGGAGGUGCCAUUGAAUUUGCCCAGCUGUUGAUGAAAGCUGCCUCUGCUGCUGCCAGAGGAAUUCCACUUGGAAGUGUAAAUUACUGGUUCGGCACUUCAGGACCCUAUAUAAUUACUGCACCAGGGGGCAUGAUGUGCACCCAACAGACGCCUUGUCCAGCAUACCCAGUUGUGGUCUACAGACCCCCACCACCAGGAUAUGGAGCAUCACCUGUGGGAUAUGGAGCCCCGCUUGGGGGAUAUGGAGCCCCACCUGCGGGAUAUGGAACCCCACCAGUGACAUAUGAAGCCCUCCCUGCAGGGUAUGGAGCCCCACCAGCUGGAAAUGAAGCCCCACCUCCAGCAUAUGAAGCUCCACCUGCUGGAAAUAGAGCUGCCUCUCACAAAUCUGUGGCAGCCCAGCCGGAGGUUUCUCUUCCAUCUACCUCAUCUUCUCAGGCUCAUUUACCACCUUCUAAGAAGUAAACAUUGAAGACUCACCAAGCAAAGGGCACCCUAAAACUGAAGUCACAAUAACAAGGAUGACUCAGGUGCCAAGCGUAGGAGGCGUUCCCUGUGCACGUAGCGGCCUGAUCCUCUCCACACACCCGUGAGGUCCUGUGCCUCAAAACACAGAUGAAUGCGAGAAGACUCCUGUUCUCAAGGAAGGAAAAUGCUUGAAAACAGACCGCAAGCCAACCAGAGUGAGAGAGAUCCGAACCAGCAAGUAAAACAGUUUGGGGAUGGAGACUGAUUUCUGCUCCCUUUCCAGACUGAUUCCUAAAAAGGU
Molecule: messenger RNA, 1151 nt
Organism: Globicephala melas (long-finned pilot whale)
Lineage: Eukaryota; Metazoa; Chordata; Mammalia; Artiodactyla; Delphinidae
Gene: WBP2NL
Product: WBP2 N-terminal like
Biological process (GO): positive regulation of DNA-templated transcription
Cellular component (GO): nucleus
Molecular function (GO): chromatin DNA binding; transcription coactivator activity
Source: RefSeq, a predicted model, not a curated record